Messenger RNA from Aspergillus pseudotamarii, 2250 nucleotides. Its product is annotated as putative GABA permease. Gene Ontology annotation, cellular component: membrane. Gene Ontology annotation, molecular function: transmembrane transporter activity. NCBI's taxonomy places the organism in Eukaryota, Fungi, Ascomycota, Eurotiomycetes, Eurotiales, Aspergillaceae. Gene Ontology annotation, biological process: transmembrane transport; amino acid transport. Bases 540 to 2114 code for a protein of 524 amino acids. The transcript has 6 exons. The record is from RefSeq and is a predicted model, not a curated record.
GCCAGGGCUCGGGUGAUCCCAUGACUUCAAUUUUGUGAGGUACUCUAUCAAAUCACAUAAGAUCAGAAAUGGAUUUUUCAAACUUAUGCCGAAUGCCGUGGACCCUUAUCGGCUGUCACUUUACUGCAGAAGCCACAGGCACCGCUCCACUGACGUUCUGCCAUUCAUGCAAACCUCCGCCAAUCUGAAUCUUCCACUGUCCACAAAUAUGGGCCAUAAUGACCCCAACCCAGGCCCAGAAUGUCUAAUCUCUGGUACCGCCGAUGAAUCCUGAUUCGCUCCCCCACACUCGCUGCUCCACCGUCGUCGCGGAGACCUUCUCGAUUGGGUAGGUCAGAUAGCACAUCUAUCUUAUCGCUGUCAAGCCUUCGGCCGGCUAUCGUCGAACCAACGCCUCCUCCAUGGGGUCACCCUUCCCAACCGGGAAGUUCCUGAAGUAUAGCCAUGGGUUUUUUAAAAGGGAGUGGUGUCCCUGGUGGCAACUCACGCACCUGUUGCCUAGGUAUUGCAUCUUCAAGCAUUAAGACGAGACACGAACUAUGACCAUGGCGAAGGAGGAUCAGCAAGUCUUUUCAGAAUCAACGGGGGAAGAUGCUCGUCUGGAAAACCUCGGCUAUGAGCAGGAGCUCAAGCGAACCUUUGGCUUGUUGGGUAUGAUUGGUUUCAGCUUCAGCGUGGUUACCUCAUGGACGGCUCUAAGCGGUGUUUUCAUCGUCGGCGUCACAUCCGGUGGCCCCCCGGUCAUGGUGUUCAGUUUCAUUGGCGUGAGCCUUCUCACAUUGGCAGUUGCCAUUCCAAUGGCAGAAAUGUGCUCGAUGUAUCCGGUUGCAGGAGGUCAAUACUCCUGGGUUGCGGCUUUGGCGCCUCCGAGUAUCGCUCGAGGACUGUCUUACAUUAGUGGCUGGUUCAUGCUCAUCGGUAUCCUCGCUAUGGGAGCAACGAAUAACUCUAUCGCAGCCAACUUCGUACUCGGCAUGGCCAAUCUGGUCUUCCCCGAUUACACCAUCGAGCGUUGGCAUACUGUCCUGGUAGCUUAUCUAGUGGCAUUCCUGGCGACAGCAAUCAAUAUCUGGGGUCCGCACCUCCUGCAUCGCAUCUCCCGAUUCAUCCUGAUUUGGAACGUCGGUUCCUUCCUGAUAACCACGAUCGUUCUCUUAGCCACAAAUGACCACAAGCAACCCGCAUCAUUUGUGUUCUCCGAGUUCCAAAAUUUCUCAGGCUGGGGAUCCUCAAUGGCAGCCAUCGUAGGUAUUCUGCAAGCCUGUUUCGGGAUGUGCUGCUACGAUGCCCCCUCACACAUGACUGAAGAAAUGAAGUCAGCUUCGAAGGAAGCUCCUAAGGCUAUCAUUCUCUCGGUUGUCCUCGGUGCUGUCACAGGAUUUGCCUUCCUGUUGACGCUCUGCUUCUGCAUCGGUGAUAUCAGCAACACUGCGAACACAAGCACCGGCGUACCUGUCAUCCAGAUCUUCUAUGAUUCUACAGGAAGUAAAGUCGGCACAUGUUUCUUGACAAGUAUGAUUGCCAUCAUCGUCAUAGUGGCCGGAAACAAUCUAUUAGCGGAGGGAUCUCGCUCGGUGUAUGCCUUUUCCCGAGACCACGGCCUUCCCUUCUCGCAUGUUUUCUCCAGAGUGGACAGCAGGCGACAUGUGCCGGUCAACGCCGUGCUCCUUACUCUCGUCGUGCAACUUGCUUUGGAUGCAAUUGACUUCGGUACAACCACCGGCUUCCAAACAGUCAUUGCUAUCUCCACCGAGGGAUUCUAUCUUUCCUACGCUAUGGCUCUAUUCAGUCGUCUCCUCGGCUUUAUUACCGGCCAUAAGACACAUUUGAAAGGCCCCUUCGCCCUCCCCCAGUCUAUGUCUAUCGCUCUUAACAUCCUGGGUCUCCUAUUCCUACUCUUUGCGGCCAUCACAUUCAACUUCCCGACCGACUACCCUGUUACGCAUGAAUCUAUGAACUAUACCUCCGCAGCGAUUGGGGUCAUUGGUUUGAUCAGUGCGGUGACAUGGAUAACUACUGGUAGGAAGCAAUUCACCGGACCGCAAGCCAUGAGUGUGCUGAAUGGGCAUGAGAGGGAAGCGAGUGUGAGUGGCGAGAUGGUUAAGAAAGGGUAGAUUUUGUAUCUUGUCAAGUACGGAUCUUUUUAUUCUCUAUUAUAGUUGAUUUUACCUUUCAUACUAUUUCUCUGGCAUCAUAGAUUAUUUUAGCGCCUUUUACUUUAAGAAUUACUAUAUUUAUUGGUCUAUACUG